AUGGUCCAGCAUCUUUAUGCCUUAGCGGCACUUGUGUCCACUGCCACGGCCCAAUCCGGUGGUAUCCAGACCGGUCUUCAAUAUGGAGAGAAUUGGACGCCUACCAUCAAGGACUCAGACCUUGUUGCGGCCAACUUUCCUGACGUCAAUAUCACUCUUCGGUCUCCUGCGUUUCUAAACCCCGAGACAGUGCCUGCUCGGUUUGCCAACGGUACAGAGGGGCCUACGGAUGACAUUGAACUUGACUACUUCAUUCGCAAUCUGGCACGAAAGCAUGAUUGGAUGACCUACGAGUCCGCCGCCUUCCAGUCCGAGGAAGGCCGCUCAAUUCCAUACGUCUUUCUGUCAGAGCCUAGUACCAACUCGAGCAGUAACAAGCUCAGAGUAUAUCUACAGGCCGCCAUUCAUGGAAACGAGCCGGCUGCUGAUCAGUCCGUCCUUGCAUUCCUAGGCAAGAUGGAUGCUGAGCCAGAGUGGGCUGCUUCUAUUCUGGAGAAGAUGGACAUUAAGAUCCUUCCCCGGUACAACGUGGAUGGCGUUGCUUAUUUUCAGAGACAGCUCUCUUCCAAUCUGGACCCGAACCGUGAGCACCUCAAGCUCAUGCGUGGUCAGUCAAGAGAGAUCAAGAAGGUCAUUUCUGAGUGGAACCCCCAUAUCGCUCUGGACAUGCACGAAUUCACUGCUCCCACCGUCUACGGAGGAAAUUACCAGCACGGAUCAGAUGCUCUGCUUUCCGGCGGCAUCAACCCGAACAUCCACCCCAACAUCCGAGAGCAACUUCUUGACUUCUUCAUCCCUGCUGUCGGAGAGAAGCUCGAGUCCUAUGGUCUCCGCUGGGAGCCUUAUGUCACUGGCGCUUCCAAUCGCACUGAAGGAUCGAGAAUACAAUUCACCGAGGCUGUCACUGAGGCACGAACUGGUCGCAAUGCUGUUGGCCUGACUCAGACUAUCUCCUUCCUGCUCGAGAUGCGCGGUAUCCGUAUCGCCGACCAGCAUUUCCAGCGUCGUGUAGCCACUGCUCUCAUCAAAAUCCAGACCAUCCUUGAACUUGCAAGAGAUAAUGCCGACAAGGUCAAGUCUGUCGUUGAGGACGCUCGCAAGGAGUUUAUCAACAGCGACGAAGACAUCGUCAUCACAGACUCUUAUGUUCCUGAGAAAAGAACAUUCACUAUGGUCGAUCAACGAAACGGAAGUGUCGUCCAGGUUCCAAUUGACUUCAAGCGCACAACACCCUCUAUCGCAAACCUCACAAGAGCCAGGCCUGAAGCUUACAUCAUCCCAAGAACGUGGAUCGAUGUCGCCCAGAGACUUGAGAUUCUCGGACUCAAGGUUGAGAAGUUGGACUAUGAGUUCAGACAGACUCUCGAGACCAUGGUCAUCGAGUCUUCCGUUGUUGAGCCCAGCUUGUAUGAGGGAACUUACCUGAACACGGUCACAACAAACACUACGACAAGAGAGGUUGUGCUACCUGUUGGAAGUUACUAUGUAAGCACCAGGCAGCAAAAUGCAGCUUUGGCUUUCAUUGCGCUUGAGCCUGAGAACAUUGAUAGCUAUGUCAAGUUCAACAUCAUUCCGGUUGAGACAGGUAUGGAGUAUCCCAUCUUUAGAAUUCCACGGGAAUAA
Molecule: messenger RNA, 1623 nt
Organism: Fusarium coffeatum
Lineage: Eukaryota; Fungi; Ascomycota; Sordariomycetes; Hypocreales; Nectriaceae
Exons: 3
Coding region: 1-1623 (540 amino acids)
Biological process (GO): proteolysis
Molecular function (GO): metallocarboxypeptidase activity; zinc ion binding
Source: RefSeq, a predicted model, not a curated record